AUGGGGUUUGAAAGGUGUCCACAAGAGUAUGCAGUUUACACGAAGAAAAAGAAGGGGAGCAUACUAAUAAUCGGUGUCUAUGUUGAUGAUCUCAUUGUCACAGGUAGUCAUAAUGAUGAGAUAAUGAAGUUCAAACAACAAAUGAGCAAGGAGUUUGGAAUGAGUGACCUUGGGAUGCUAACUUACUAUUUAGGCAUUGAGGUUAAUGAACAUAAAAAUGGUCUCACAUUGAGACAAGCGAAUUAUGAAAACAACAUCCUAAAGAAGGCUGGGAUGUUUGAAUGUAAUCCUUGCAGGUACCCCAUGGAGUCAAAACUACAAUUGACUAAGGAUAAAGAAGGUGAACUCGUGGAUCCUACUUCAUAUCGAAGCAUCAUAGGAGGGCUAAGAUAUCUUACUCACACACGACCCGACAUAGUUUUUUCUGUAGGCAUUGUGAAUCGUUUCGUGGAGAAACCAACCAAGCAACAUCAAGUAGCUGUGAAGCACAUACUAAGGUAUGUAAAAGGGAUUGUGGACUAUGGUUUAUCAUAUACGAAAGGUGGAAAGAAUUGUGUGAUUGGAUACACUGAUAGUGAUCUAGCAAGAGAUGUUGAAGAUAGAAAAAGUACAUGUGGAAUGGCGUUUUGCUUAGACAAAAAUCUUGUUACUUGGAGUUCACAAAAGCAAAAGUUUGUUGCAUUGUCAUCAUGUGAAGCAGAAUUUAUGGCAACUAAUAAUGCAACAUGUCAAGGAAUUUGGAUAAGUAGGUCGCUUGGUUUGUUGACCGGAAGAAAACCUGGUCCACUUGAAUUGAAUGUGGAUAACAAGUCAGCUUUGGAUUUGAUGAAAAAUCUAGUCUUUCAUGGAAGAAGUAAACAUAUUGAUACAAGAUAUCACUUCAGUCGUGAUCAUAUAGAAAGAGGCAAUGUUAUAGUAAAGCAUGUGAAUACUAAUGAGCAGAAAGCUGACAUCUUGACCAAGCCUAUGAACAAAGUGAAGUUUGAAGCAAUGCAAAAGUUGAUUGGAGUAAAAGACGUGAAGAUUCCAGAUUAA
Lactuca sativa (garden lettuce) is the source of this 1035-nucleotide messenger RNA. The record is from RefSeq and is a predicted model, not a curated record. NCBI's taxonomy places the organism in Eukaryota, Viridiplantae, Streptophyta, Magnoliopsida, Asterales, Asteraceae.